Molecule: messenger RNA, 1803 nt
Organism: Sorex fumeus (smoky shrew)
Lineage: Eukaryota; Metazoa; Chordata; Mammalia; Eulipotyphla; Soricidae
Gene: PCNA
Product: proliferating cell nuclear antigen
Exons: 6
Coding region: 158-943 (261 amino acids)
Biological process (GO): leading strand elongation; regulation of DNA replication; mismatch repair
Cellular component (GO): PCNA complex
Molecular function (GO): DNA binding; DNA polymerase processivity factor activity
Source: RefSeq, a predicted model, not a curated record
GUAUUGAACGGUUGCGCAGCUCUCCGGCCGGGUUCCUUCGCCUCCAUCCCGGAGGGACCGUUGCUGCGUCUGCCGCCCCUCGCCCUCGGCCCGCAAGGCUUAAGCCGGCUACGCUCCUCCCGUCCUCUCACAGCUGAAUUCCUGCGACUCCGCCAGCAUGUUCGAGGCGCGCCUGGUCCAGGGCUCCAUCCUGAAGAAGGUUCUGGAGGCCCUGAAAGAUCUCAUCAACGAGGCCUGCUGGGACAUCAGCUCGAGUGGCGUGAACUUGCAGAGCAUGGAUUCGUCCCACGUCUCCCUGGUGCAGAUGACACUGCGCUCCGAGGGCUUCGACACGUACCGUUGCGACCGCAACUUGGCCAUGGGCGUGAACCUCACCAGUAUGUCCAAAAUACUGAAAUGUGCUGGCAAUGAAGACAUCAUUACAUUGAGAGCUGAAGAUAAUGCGGACACAUUGGCCCUUGUGUUUGAAGCUCCAAAUCAAGAGAAAGUUUCAGACUAUGAAAUGAAAUUGAUGGAUUUAGAUGUUGAACAACUUGGAAUUCCAGAACAAGAGUACAGUUGUGUGGUAAAAAUGCCUUCUGGAGAGUUUGCACGAAUAUGCCGAGAUCUCAGUCACAUUGGAGAUGCUGUGGUAAUUUCUUGUGCAAAAGAUGGAGUGAAAUUUUCUGCAAGCGGAGAGCUUGGGAAUGGAAAUAUUAAGUUGUCGCAGACAAGUAAUGUUGAUAAAGAGGAGGAAGCUGUUACCAUAGACAUGAAUGAGCCAGUCCAGCUAACUUUUGCACUGAGGUACCUGAACUUCUUUACAAAAGCCACUCCGCUCUCUUCUACUGUCACACUCAGCAUGUCUGCAGAUGUUCCCCUGGUUGUAGAAUAUAAGAUCGCUGAUAUGGGACAUUUGAAAUACUAUUUGGCUCCCAAGAUUGAGGAUGAAGAAAGGUCUUAAACAUUUUUAAGACUCAACAAAAUGAAACUGAGCUCUUUGAGAACAGCUUGAGAUGCCAGCAUUUACUUAAGUCUCUUUUGUCACCAAAUUUUUACCUUUAGCUAUAUAUGUAGAUAUUUUCUGUAAAUAAUCUUAUUUUUCUCUUCAUUCUCUACAAUUUGAAGAAUAAAAUCCAAAGUUAAAUCUGGUCUUGUUAACAUAGAAAUACUUCUUGCUUUACACGGGAGUGUUACGAUUGAGUUAUACAGUGUGUUUCUGAUGCUCAAGUAGUUUUAAGAAUUAUUUUUAGCUUAAAUAAAAGUUAAGUUUUCAAGUAACAGUGCCUUCAUUUGGACAAUGGCUGUUUGUAGUCUAGAAAAUUUAGAGCUACCCUUUGUUACAUUUUUUUCAGUCAAAGGUGGCCUGAUAAAAAUACAUUAAAUAUAACAAAAGUUACAAAUACUGUAAGUGAUGAGCUAUUUCCGGGAGUUCAGACAACUACCUACACACAACUACUUUGAUAUUUCAACGAGGAGUCAGGAGUAGAAUACUAUGUAUUUCAUUCCUUUGUCAUUAGCCAAAAUUAACUUUUUUCCAGUGUGUGAUGUAUUGAAUGUUCUGUGUGCUUUGUAAAAUUAGCCUCUUUUUUUAGAUUUUUGUGAUCUUUGAGGGAGUCGGAGCAAGUUUUAUUAUAGGGCCCAAGCAGUGCCUUUGGACAAAAUAAUCCCCAGCAUCAUUAGGCGGUUUGAGGUUUGUCUCUGUAGACUCCUUCCGGCCAUCUACAGUUUGUUUUCUAAAUUUUACAAGAUUGCCUUUGUCAGAAUCUCCACUUGUACUUUAUGUAAAUUAUACUUAAAUAAAGUCGAACGUUUAAAACUCCA